AUGUUUAAGCAUUUAUCGGCUACUGGAUUAUUGGGUCUUGCUUUGACUCAUAGAACAUUCGCUUCAGAAUACUCUUCAUCUUUAAUUACAGAAAAUGCAGGUGGUGACUCAAUCGCCAACGCUGACAUCGAUGCUUUGGAUGCUUUGGCCAAAACUUCCAAUAUGGCUUUCGCUGAUCUGCCCGAAUUUCCCCAGUUUGUUAACUUAAGAAAAUAUGAAGGUAUGCAAUAUUCAGCUGAUGAUAUUUUGGAAGACUUGGUCAGAGAACAAGAUCUAGACUUAGAUACUGUCAAACGCCAUGAAAAGUUCUCCGAGAUCGAAAAGAUUUUGAAAGGUAUCGCCGACGAGUUGUCAAAUGAGGAUGAUGAUGAUUACGAUGAUGAACCGCCAUGCAAGUACAAAGAUAAAGAACAUCACGGUAAAAAAUGUUUAAAGGAUAAAAAUGACUUUGAUUACGAAGACAAGGAUGAUAGCUCCAGUGAGUUAAAAGAUAAAAAAGAUUUUGAAUGGAAGGAUAAGAAGAAAUUCUUUGACGAUGACCAUUAUGAAUAUGAAGAUGAGGAAAAUGAACCUGACUAUGAAUAUGAGGAUGAUGAAGAGGAUGAAGAUGAUAAGAAAAAAUUCUUCUGGCAAAAUCCUGAAGAAGAAUAUGACGAAGAUGAUGACUACAUCACUAUCAAGGAACCUAAGAAUGAGGAGACUUUUUCUGGAACCGAAAUUAGCGUUGGUAAGACUAUAGAAUACGUUUCUACUGUAUCAUGGUCGCCUAGCUCAAGCGUUGUCCCAUGGGUGACCAGCUCGAGUGCUUACGUUUCCACAGUGCCUACCUGGAGCAAGAAUGCGUCAUCAAGUGCUCAUACGCCAUCGAGUAAGUACUCAUCCAUUGUUCCCACCUAUACAAGUUUCUCUUCGAAAGCCCCUGUGUCAUCUAGCAAACGGUCCUCGCUCGUGCCUACUUUUACUGUUCCAACCUCUCUCAGGAAUCACUCGUCGAGUGCGCCUGUUUCUUCUAGCAAAUACUCAUCAAAUGUUCCCACUUCAAUUGUUCUUACAUCUUCAAGGAAGCAUUCGUCUCGUACUCCUUCCUCUUCAAGCAAACUCACAACAGUUGUUCUUUCUUCAAAGAAGCAUUCGUCUCAUACUCCUUCCUCUUCAAGCAAACCCACAACGGUUGUUCCUACUUUUACUAGUAAGCACUAUUCUAGCGCACAUGCCUCUUCAAGCCAAAGGUCAUCUAGCCAAAGCCCAUCUAUCGUGCCUACCUCGACUGUUGUGCCCACCUCGACUGUUGUGCCCACCUCGACUGUUGUGCCCACCUCGACUGUUGUGCCCACCUCGACUGUUGUGCCCACCUCGACUGUUGUGCCCACCUCGACUGUUGUGCCCACCUCAACCGUUGUGUCUACUUCAAUCACUGUGCCCACCUCGACUGUUGUGCCUACGUCAAUUCUAGUGCCUAUCUCAUCAGUUCCUACUUCUUCCAAGAAGCACUCUUUGCGCAAGAGCUCAACUAAUGUGCCCACCUCGACUGUUCCAACUUCUUCGAAGAAGCACAAGACGAGUCGCGUAUCUCAGACUGUUACCUCUCAAGAGAGUUCCAGCUUCGCAUUGACUUACACCACCGAGUCUAUGAAGUCCAUCAAGUCGAAGGAACAGUCAAUCACUGGUGGCAGUAUGGGCACUCCCUCAACAAUUACGAGCUCUGCAAAGCCAACCAGUAUCGUCAGCAAGACCUCCAGCACUGAGAACAAGAAGAGUAUGAAGCAAAAGACUACUGCUCAACCAAGUUCCAGCACGGCCAAGCCUACUAGCACUUCAACCAAGCGCACUAGUAAGAAGAAGGAAACUGUUGAAAAUCUAAAAGCUGAAUCGAACGCGACAAAUGCCACGAUUGGUGGUGCAGGUUAUGAAAAUUCUUCUAGUUUCAAAAUGCCAGCAACCUUUUUGUUUGCCGUCUUGAUUUCCGCGCUCGUUUUCCUACAAAAUUAG
Torulaspora delbrueckii is the source of this 1989-nucleotide messenger RNA. RefSeq lists its product as uncharacterized. The record is from RefSeq and is a predicted model, not a curated record. The coding region runs from base 1 to 1989 and encodes 662 amino acids. The transcript has a single exon. Lineage: Eukaryota; Fungi; Ascomycota; Saccharomycetes; Saccharomycetales; Saccharomycetaceae.